Messenger RNA from Thunnus maccoyii (southern bluefin tuna), 1507 nucleotides. It is a transcript of the gene lyar, whose product is annotated as Ly1 antibody reactive homolog (mouse). The transcript is spliced from 8 exons. Lineage: Eukaryota; Metazoa; Chordata; Actinopteri; Scombriformes; Scombridae. Bases 332 to 1363 code for a protein of 343 amino acids. The record is from RefSeq and is a predicted model, not a curated record. Gene Ontology annotation, molecular function: DNA binding. Gene Ontology annotation, cellular component: nucleolus. Gene Ontology annotation, biological process: negative regulation of transcription by RNA polymerase II; rRNA processing.
CUGGUGUCGUCACGUGUGUUUUGAAAAGUUAAGCACCGCGGAUGGAGAAGUGUAGAAGGACCGUUGCUUCUCAGUGCGAUUUUGAGACAAAACAAGUUUAACAUCGCGGCAUACAACAGUUAUACGUUUGGAUAAGUCUUCUACUAACUUCCAGUGACCGGUUCAAUUGUGGCAUUUGCCAGCUUUACUUGUCUUUGGCUAACGUUAGCUCGUCCCAGUGCCGUGUCGCUUUCGCAUAUGUAUUUCGGUUUAAACGUUAGUGUCGUCAGUUUCAGUUAAGAUAACGUUACACAGUUAAAACCCAGCCGAGCAGCCAGACUCAUCGUUGAAAAUGGUGUUCUUCACUUGCAAUGCCUGUGGCGAAUCCCUGAAAAAAGCUCAGGUUGAUAAACACGUGAACAUGUGCCGGGGCUGCCAGGUCCUGUCCUGCAUUGACUGUGGAAAAGACUUCUGGGGAGAGGACUACAAAAAUCACAUUAAAUGCAUCAGUGAAGAUCAGAAGUAUGGAGGCAAAGGCUAUGAGGCUAAGGCAAACAAAGGAGAUGUGAAACAGCAGCAGUGGAUUCAGAGAAUCCAUGACGCCAUGAAUAAACCUGGAGUCAGUGCAAAGCUGAAGGAUGUGCUCAAACAAGUCAGUGCGUAUGAUAACGUCCCAAGAAAGAAGGCCAAGUUUCAGAACUGGAUGAGAAACAGUCUGAAGAUUGCCAACCCCAGUCUGCAAGAAGAAGUGUGGGAUAUCCUCAAUACAGCCACUGAAAAUCCUCCCAAGGCUCCGCAGCAGACUAAAGAAGAUAAACAGACAGUAGCUGAAGUCAAAGUGGAUACUAAUGGAAAUGAAAAGCAGAAUGGUCACCCAGAUGUUGAGAAGAAGAAACUGAACAAGCGCGAGCGUAAAGAGGCCCGUCAGCAGAAGAACGGGAAGGUUACUAAAGGUGCUGAAAAGACAGUCGCACAGGAACCAGAGGAAGAGCAGACAGCUACAAAGAAAAAAAAGGACAAAAAGAGAAAACAUGGAAAUGAAGAGAAUGGGCAUGGUGCUGAUGAUGAGAUAUCCAGCAAGAAGACGAAGAUUGGCCAAACAACAGAGGCUGCUGACAUACACAUGUCAGAGGAGACUGACGAUCAAGCAGUUUCCAAAGGGAAAUUCAACUGGAAAGGAAAUAUCAAGGCAGUACUGAAAGACUCACCUGAACAGGAACUGUCGGUGAAGAAACUCAGGAAGAAGGUUCUGGCAGCGUACUAUUCAUUCACUGGUGAUGGAAACUUUAAAUCGGAGGAGGAGGUGCUAGCACUUUUCAACAAGAAGAUCAACAACAAUCCCAAGUUUAGAGUUUUGAAAGACAGAGUUAAACUUGUAAACUAAACAUCGUUAUCUCACCCUUCUAGCAUGAAAUGUAUGUUGUUCCUAGACUUUUAAAAUGUAAAAGUUAUUGUUGUCUGCCAUCUUUGCUUGGAUGUUUUUAUACAGAUGACAUAAUCUUGAAGAUUAAAUAAUUUUAUAACUGAA